Scomber japonicus (chub mackerel) is the source of this 1731-nucleotide messenger RNA. RefSeq names its product phospholipase A2, group XIIB (gene pla2g12b). Gene Ontology annotation, molecular function: calcium ion binding; A2-type glycerophospholipase activity. The transcript has 4 exons. The record is from RefSeq and is a predicted model, not a curated record. Bases 64 to 984 code for a protein of 306 amino acids. Gene Ontology annotation, biological process: lipid catabolic process; phospholipid metabolic process; triglyceride homeostasis. Gene Ontology annotation, cellular component: extracellular region. Lineage: Eukaryota; Metazoa; Chordata; Actinopteri; Scombriformes; Scombridae.
CUGUCAACAACACCUCAUCUGGUGGAAAGUCUCCUCUGCUUAGACUGUCACCAAUUUAACACCAUGCUGCUUCGGACCGUGGUCCUGCUCCUCCUCUGCUUGUCCUCGGGCAUGUGUGCCACUUUAGGCCACUAUCAGGAGGAAGAGGCUCCUGCUGUGGACUCACAAGUUAUUGAUGGUGUUGUAGCGGCUGCCUCUGAGCAAGAAGGUGUAGCUGCUCCAGAUGCCAAAGAACCUGGACUUCUAGCAAAAAUAUUUGGAGCGGAUAACCCAGCAGCUGACAACCCUGAAGAGGACGUCCCUGUUCCAAAUGAUACUACAGUUAAAGAGCCAGGGAAAGACAGUGAUAGGUCAGCUGAAGACACCCCUGCUAUGGAGGCCCUUACUGGUGAAGCCCCUGUCCAGGAGCAACCAUCUGAAGAGGAGGGGUAUGAGAUGGGGCAAGAACAGACCAACCAGUACCUGAACAGAUCCGUGGCACACGAACAUAGUAACAGUUGGGGCCUCGGCUCAAUUAGAAGUAGUUUCCAGACCGUGCAUGGAUACUUUGACUCUCUGGUGGAGCUGGUGGGGGGCCGCGAUGGUAUCUGUGAGUACCGCUGCAGAUAUGGAAAAACUCCUCAACAUCGUCCAGGCUAUCAGAUCCCAGAGCCCAACGGCUGCAGCACCUCUCUGGUGGGAUUCCAGGUGAAUACCGCUCUUGACCUGGGGAUCCCUGCUAUGACACAGUGCUGUAACCAGCUAGACGUCUGCUACGAUACUUGUGGCACAAGCAAAAACGACUGUGACUCUGUGUUACGCUCGUGUCUGCAUGGCAUCUGUUCUGACCUCAAGAAGAGUCUUGGCUUUGUGUCGAAGGUACAAGCCUGUGAGUCGAUGGCAGAUGCAGUAUACAACACAGUGGGGACUCUUGGUUGUAGACCUUACAUGAACAGCCAGAGGGCAGCGUGUAUCUGCGAGGAAGAGGAGAGGGAUGAACUGUGACACAGAACACCACAGAUAAUUCCUGGACGUAUUUUCACAGAUAAUACUGUAUAUUUAUAGUUGAGUUGUUUGUUUGUUUUUGUCAAAGGGGAAAUACUUUACAUGAGACUAGAUUAAGAACCUGGGAGUUAGAAAAGACAAGUGUAAGAACAGUUUAUUCAUAUGCAGCACUAACAAAUAUAAAGUAUUUGAAUAUGACUUUCAGAAUCUUAAUAAGGUGCUCAUGCAUAUUAUACUCGUCAUACUCCACUUCAUUUUUAUGCCAUUUUUAGGCAUAUGACUCCAUUACCAUAAAUUACUUUGAUGACUCCAAACAAAGUGCCUGAUGGGAAGGAUAUUGUAGUUGGAUUAAUUUCCUCUUGAUAGAGAGACACAGGAUAUUUGCUACAGCUCGCAUGGUUCCUCAUGUGCUGCUUUUUAAGGCUAGUCUGCUAAAAAAAACCUCUUGUAAAUGUAAUGCCUAAUACAGCUGUUAUCAUGUUAAUGUGUGAUGUAAGUUAUUUUCCACUUAUUUGUUAUUCUUUUAUGGAUGAAUGCAUGACUAAUUGCAGUCUAACUGACAUGAAUAAUUGCAGAUUAAUUGUCAGAGUGAUAAAGUGGAUGCAUCAUUUCCAGGCAUGGCUCAAUGAUAUCGCCUCCACUGGAAUGUGUGACACGCUCGCCAGCCAUCGAUUAUAUUGAGCUAAAUGAGUCAGAAUGCAUCUAUGGGAUGUUCCUUGUGUAUUUUUCAAGUAAGUGGUGGUGUAA